Molecule: messenger RNA, 990 nt
Organism: Bombyx mori (domestic silkworm)
Lineage: Eukaryota; Metazoa; Arthropoda; Insecta; Lepidoptera; Bombycidae
Product: malate dehydrogenase
Exons: 1
Coding region: 1-990 (329 amino acids)
Biological process (GO): carboxylic acid metabolic process
Cellular component (GO): cytoplasm
Molecular function (GO): L-malate dehydrogenase (NAD+) activity
Source: RefSeq, a predicted model, not a curated record
AUGAUAGUGAAUCGAAGAAUAAUCUCGUCGUUGUUCACCACAACAAGAAGUUACCAAGUUACGGUAGUUGGCGCAACAAGCGAAGUCGGUCAAGUCCUGAGUCUAUUACUGAGAUCUUUACCUUUAAUAACUAAAUUAGUUGUUCACGAUAACAAGGAAUUUACUCCAGGUGUUACAUUAGAUUUAUCACAAAUACCCAGUCCCUCGCGAAUAUUAGGAUUGACUGGCGAAGAUACCUUAGAACGAGCUCUUAAAAACUCUGAUUUGAUCAUAGCAGCUGGCGGACUUUCACAACGUCCAGAUAUAAGUGAAAAAGCUCUGUUGACAGCGAAUAGCCAGUUCAUUAAGUCUAUCAUCUCGAAAUUGGGAAGAUCGUGUCCUAUACCUUUUGUAGGAAUAGUUACUGAACCUAUAAACUAUUUAAUUCCCAUGACUGCUGAAAUUAUGAGGAAUCACGGUGUUUAUGAUGAAAAAAAGUUAUUUGGAAUAACCGAAAUUGACGCCAUACGAUCGCAGUGUCUUUACGCCACGGAGAAUAAUUUGAAAGCAAACGAUUGUUAUGUACCUGUUAUUGGAGGCCAUUCAGAUAAAACGAUUGUCCCAUUGUUGUCUCAAGCUAAACCCACUGUGGAAAUGAAAGAAAAAGAUUUAGAAGAAUUUACCAUUAAAUUGCGAAAUUGCGAUGGUAUGAUAACAAAGGCUAAAAGAGGGUGUAUUCCUAAUUUGUCAGUUGCAUAUAGUAGUUUUCUUUUCACUAAAAGCAUUCUCGACGCUUUAGAAGGCAGCCCUGCAAAAAUUCACGCUUUUGUAGAUAACAAUGACUUUGGUACAUCAUAUUUCUCUAGCCUGGUGAAUCUGGAUAAAAAUGGCGUCAAGGAAAUGGUAAGAUAUUCAGAGUUCUCAAAAUUUGAGUGUGAUUUAAUUGAAAAAAGUUUGCAGCAGUUGCGAAAAGACGUAUCUAAAGGAAGGAAAAUAUUGGAACUGGCGUAA